Arachis stenosperma is the source of this 3238-nucleotide messenger RNA. RefSeq names its product pentatricopeptide repeat-containing protein At3g50420. NCBI's taxonomy places the organism in Eukaryota, Viridiplantae, Streptophyta, Magnoliopsida, Fabales, Fabaceae. The record is from RefSeq and is a predicted model, not a curated record. Gene Ontology annotation, biological process: RNA modification. The transcript is spliced from 3 exons. The coding region runs from base 719 to 2857 and encodes 712 amino acids. Gene Ontology annotation, molecular function: protein binding; RNA binding.
CUAAACCCUAUCAGAGGCUGAGAGUUGCAGCCACCACUAUCACCGCCGGCGGUGACAGCCAGCGGUUGCCGUCGUCGCUCUCGAAGGUCUGCUCGUGCUCGGAGCUGUUGGCCUCGCCGUCUUUGUCCUCGUCGUCAUAUCAGACUCAUCAUCAACAAAAGUUCAAAACUCAUUACCCAGCCCCCACCAUCGCCGAAGGCAGCAGCCCCCACCAUCGCCGAACUCCUCUCCUCGGCCGUGGGUACCGUCGCCGCCGGCAUUGUGACAAGUAUAGGGUGUCGUCUCGCAGCCGAACGUCUCUGCCACUCACCCUCUUCUCGCCGUGAAACCUUUGCUCGGAGAUCUUCUCUUGCCGUCGCGAACUGUUCCUGCUCGGCCGUAUUCUCCUCGUCGUCGCGAACUCUGCGCCCAGCGUCACUGUCUUCAAGCUCUCUGUUACCGCCAUGUUCCUCCGAGCUCACACUCUCUUGGAGCUCACUCUGUCACCGCCGUUCCUCCCUCGCCGCCAUGAGGAUGAUGGCUCUGAUUUGGUUGGUUGUGCUCGCACCAGUCAGGUGUAUGUUGAUUUUGAAGUUUGUGGUUGGGCAAUGAGAUUGAGUUCUUGCUGUUUAUAAUAUAUAAUGGGACUCCAUAUCAGACUCGAGAGCAAGCUUAGGAGAGGUGUUGAUAUUAUUGUUGCCACUCCAGGUCUCGUCAAGGCGACUGUUAGAACAGGUAAAUGAACAAGGCAUGUUGUUGUGCAACAGAGGCUCUUGCACUCUCUGCGCUCCAAAAAUGCAGCACCGUCACGUCACUCAGAGAGGCGCGUCAACUUCAUGCCCUCGUUGUCACCACCACCACCACCACCCUCUUAAGCUCCAAAUCUCCCUUUCUCUACAACAACAUCAUCUCUAUGUAUGCACGAUGCGGUUCUCUCACCGACUCUCACGUAUUGUUCGACAAAAUGCCUCACAAAACGCUUGUUUCUUACAAUGCGCUUCUUUCUGCUUAUUCUCGGGCCCCAGGCCAUGCCGUUUCCGCCCUCAAACUUUAUACCCAGAUGGGUUUUAUGGCCGUCAGGCCCAGCAGCAAGACCUUCACAAGCUUGCUGCAAGCUUCUUCGUUGCUUGAAGAUUGGUGGUUUGGGUCUUUGCUUCAUGCCCAGGGUAUAAAGUUUGGUUUUUUGAGUAAUAUUUGUGUCCAAACUUCUUUGCUUAAUAUGUACUCAAAUUGCGGGGAUUUGGGUUCUGCUGAAAUGGUCUUUGGGAACAUGGGUGACAGAGACGAUGUUGCAUGGAAUUCUUUGAUUAUUGGCUAUCUGAAGAAUAAUAAGAUCAAGGAAGGUCUUCGUCUUUUUUCUGCAAUGCUGAGGGAUGGUUUUGUCCCUACCCAGUUCACAUAUUCUAUGAUUUUGAGCGCAUGUAGUCGUCUGAAGGGUUAUCAAUAUGGGAUAUUGAUUCAUGGCCAUCUGAUCGUUAGGAACGUCUCAUGUGAUUUGCAUAUGCAGAAUGCUCUUCUUGACAUGUACUGCAAUGCUGGCAAUACACAAACAGCAGAUAAGAUGUUUUGUGGAAUGGAAAACCCGGAUUUAGUUUCUUGGAAUUCAAUGAUUGCUGGUUAUUCUGAGAAUGAAGAUGGGAAGAAGGCUAUGAGUUUGUUUGUCCGGUUGCAGGAAUUUUGUUUUCCUAAACCAGAUGAUUAUACCUAUGCCGGCAUCAUAUCUGCAACCGGAGCAUUUCCAUGUUCCAGUUAUGGAAAGCCUCUUCAUGCUCAGGUUAUCAAAGCAGGAUUAGAGAGAAGUGUUUUUGUUGGAAGUACUUUAGUGUCUAUGUAUUUUAAAAAUUGUGAAAUCGAAGCUGCUCAAGGAGUAUUUAAUUCGGUCUCCAGGAAGGAUGUUGUUCUCUGGACUGAAAUAAUCAUUGGUUAUUCUAAGACGGAUGGAAUGAGCGCCAUCAAAUGCUUCUCUGAAAUGUUUCACAAAGCCCAAGGCAUCGAUGAUUAUGUUCUCAGUGCAGUUUUGAGCGCCUGCGCUGAUCUUGCCGUUUUAAGACAAGGUGAAAUGAUUCAUUGCUACGCUGUUAAACUGGGCUAUGGUGUUGAAAUGUCUGUUUCUGGGAGUCUAAUCGAUAUGUAUGCCAAGAAUGGUUGCCUUGAAGAUGCAUAUUGUGUAUUUUCUCAUGUUUCAGAUCCAGAUUUGAAGUGUUGGAACUCAAUGCUUGGAGGAUAUAGUCUCCAUGGAAUGGUGGAGGAAGCAUUUAAAUUAUUUGAGGAGAUUCUCGAACAAGGUCUCAUCCCAGAUCAAGUAACGUUCUUGUCUCUGUUGUCUGCAUGCAGCCACUGUAGGUUGGUUGAGCAGGGAAGAUUCCUCUGGAAUUAUAUGAACAGCAUUGCUUUAGUUCCAGGGCCUAAGCACUACUCUUGCAUGGUAUCUCUGUUGAGCCGGGCAGCAUUACUGGAAGAGGCAGAGGAAAUUAUCAUUAAAUCACCUUAUGUUGAAGAUAAUCUUGAACUAUGGAGAACUUUGCUAAGCGCCUCUGUUAUCAAUAAAAAUUUGAAAGUAGGAGUUCAUGCAGCUGAGGAAGUUUUGAGGUUGGAUGCAAAUGAUGGUCCAACACUUGUCUUGCUUUCGAAUCUAUAUGCCUCAGCAGGGCAGUGGGAUAAAGUUGCAGAGACUAGAAGAAAUAUGAAGGGAUUGCUGGUUGAGAAAAGUACAGGGUUAAGUUGGAUUGAGGCCAAGAACAACAUUCAUGCAUUCUCUUCAGGUGAUCAAUCACACCCCAUGGCUGAUGAGGUGCAGGCUGAACUGUACAGACUGAAAAUAAAUAUGGUCGGAACAGAAAUUGAUGAACAUGAGGCACAAAAUGCAUAUGCUACAUAAGUUGCAGCGGCUAAGCAUGUUGUGGAUGUGGAAUUUAAGUAAAAUAAAAUAUUAAUUGUGUAUAGAGAAACUGAACUUAUAGUUAGGGGGAACAGAACGACAAGUUUCUACAGAUAGAACGAUAGUUUGAUAUUUUCCAUCUCCCCUUUGCACUCUAGAGUCUAGAAUAUAGAUGUUUCCUAUAUGGUGUCCCACUGGAAAAUUAUUACAUGCUCCUCAGUCCACGAAGUAUUAUGUGAAAUCUGAGAUUCUGACCCAUAUGUUAGUUGAGUAAUAUUUCAAUCAUUAACUACCUAGAGUAUUAUUGUUCUCUCGUAUGGAAAUGGAGUUAUUCUUAACUUGCACAUUUUUUGUUACAUUAAUACAUCACCGACUUGUGGU